AUUUGACCUACGACAUUGAGACGUUACUCAAUACGAAGUUCGCCCCUGGGCCUCUUGUUUGUAAGAGGUUUGCUUGUGUGUUGUUUUUUUGUUUUUGUUUUUUUGGCCUGCUCUAGAUAUGUUAUCAACGAAGUGAGCACUUUUGGAUCACAGUGCAAAACAAAUAAUUGUGCAAAUGUAUAAAUUGAGUGGUUUAGCAAGAAGACUUGGCUAUCAAAUUUUACAUUCUAAUGGACACCAAAUAAGAUGCAUCUUUUCAAUUACCAAUUGCUCCGGUGGCAAAGGACUAGGAAGAAGUAAAUGUGUUGGUAAAGAUGUGUGUCGGUGGAUGGCAUCAGCUUCAAACAAGAGGAAGGAUGUUGUGGCAGCAAAAACUAAAAAUACUCAUCAAGUUCAGCUUGGACAGAAAGUGGCCCAGGCAAGUAAAGAUGUCACAUACAUAGCUGUGGUUGUGGUAGGAGCUGUUUUGUUAGUUGCAAUGUUUUAUACUGUUGGCCAAGAGUUGAUGGAUUCAAAAAGCCCAAAUUCGGUUUUUACAAGAAGUUUGAAAUUAUGUAAAAAAAAUUAUGAGGUUAUGGAAGCCAUAGGAGAGCCUAUAAAAGGAUAUGGCGAAAUGGACAGAAGAGGAAGACGGAAGCAUGUAAGUCACGUGAUUUACACAAAAAAUGGAUCUCAAUACAUGAGGAUGAAAUUUUAUAUAGAGGGCAGCAAAAGGAAAGGCACAGUACAUCUUCAAGUUGAACAGGUUUCAAAUGGGAAUCUGGAGUAUAACUAUAUGUACAUAGAUCUAGAUGGCUAUCCACAGCAGAGAAUCAUCAUAGAAAGCCAAAACCAAGCUUGAGAACAGUGGUGUUGGGUACAUAGCAGUUUGUGUGCUGUGAUGGUGCACACCUCAAAGGGGUGCUAGGUUAAAUUAAAUUUAUAUUGAAAUUGACUAUGGAUUGUGUACUCCUCAACAGAGUGCAUACAAUGUUGAUAGCAUUUGAUGUGCUCACACUCAGAGGGGCUAGGCUCAUAUGGAUUGUGACCCCCACUACAGGGCAUGUUCAAUGUUGAUAGCAGUUAAUGCAGUACAGACUGUUCACCUUGGUUCAUAAUAAUUGAGAUAUUAUUGUGUCCCUGUACAGGAUACUUGUUUAAUAGCACUACCCUUCACAGCAGUUAACCUAGGAGUCAUUAGUUUUGCUGAUGUACAAGUUGAUCUCGAGAACAGCAGGCAUCAAUUUGUAAAACUAAGUUGUCUAUAUUUCACUUUCAGUAUUCAACUGUAGGCGAGAAAUUGAUAUACAGUAAAAUGAUAACCUGUUAUUAUUGUUGGAGAACAGUUUCACUAAUCAGACAAUGUAAUUACAGUACUCAAACUUUUUAUUUUUAAAAAAAGAGACUUUUCCAAUUUAUGUAGCUUUUACAUAUUUUUGAAUGACAAUAAAUUAGAAAUAUUCAAUGGCUAA
Messenger RNA from Anneissia japonica, 1451 nucleotides. RefSeq names its product mitochondrial import inner membrane translocase subunit Tim21-like. The record is from RefSeq and is a predicted model, not a curated record. The transcript is spliced from 7 exons. Gene Ontology annotation, biological process: protein import into mitochondrial matrix. NCBI's taxonomy places the organism in Eukaryota, Metazoa, Echinodermata, Crinoidea, Comatulida, Comatulidae. Gene Ontology annotation, cellular component: TIM23 mitochondrial import inner membrane translocase complex. The coding region runs from base 176 to 841 and encodes 221 amino acids.